Messenger RNA from Microthlaspi erraticum, 255 nucleotides. The record is from the annotation of a GenBank genome assembly. Lineage: Eukaryota; Viridiplantae; Streptophyta; Magnoliopsida; Brassicales; Brassicaceae.
AUGCAAAAGUACUACGGCGAGCUACGCAUUGACGACAACAAUCCACGCUGGCAAACCCGCGAUGAAACAGAGUUAUCAUCAUGCCGACGAGCUGCGAACCAUGCAACAUCAAAUAUGGGCCGAACCAUUCUUGGGCUGAACCAACAUCUACCUCUAACGAUCAGAGCUGAGGCCCAUGACGAUGAUCCACAAUUCGCCCUAGAUGAUUCCAAGCAUCGAGCAAGAGGCGCCGCAAGAGAUAACAACGAAUCUUGA